This is a messenger RNA of Gastrolobium bilobum, 3238 nucleotides long. Its product is annotated as auxin response factor 18-like. The transcript has 4 exons. Gene Ontology annotation, cellular component: nucleus. Gene Ontology annotation, molecular function: protein binding; DNA binding. NCBI's taxonomy places the organism in Eukaryota, Viridiplantae, Streptophyta, Magnoliopsida, Fabales, Fabaceae. Bases 761 to 2953 code for a protein of 730 amino acids. Gene Ontology annotation, biological process: regulation of DNA-templated transcription; response to hormone. The record is from RefSeq and is a predicted model, not a curated record.
GGUUUCUCUGUUCUGCUAUGCUCUGUAAUAGUGUGGGUCUAUGUCGGCUUCUUAUACGCGCAUCCGUGUCGGCCAUACAAUUCAUCAUCUCGUGACUUUGAAUCUAUGAACGCUAAAGAUUCAGUAUAGUAAAAUUCUGUUACUGAUUUUUAUUUUAUAAAACAAAAAAAGUUUUGGGUUGGGAUGAGUGAUUUGAGAAUUGUGAACUUAAAUUGUGGAGUUUGGUUGAGAUAUUGGUGCAGAGAUUCUCGCAUAGUCAGUUAGGAUUUUAUUUUGGUUUUUAUAUAUCUGGUUUUAUCAUCCUUCUACCUUCUAUCUUGUCGUGCCCCAAGACAGUGACUGAGUCCGAAACUGUUGUAGUAGCCUCCUUGAUCUUGAAUUGUGCUUUUUCUACAGGUUUUGAUUUUUACAAUGAUUCAAUUACAACCUUUUUCACUGUCUCCCAAACUCUCCCUUCCACUCUUCUUCUCUGUUUGAGCUAUCCUCUUUUAAAACAUGUUGGGUUUGAAGUUUGAACUCGUUAGCAUGGGGCAACUGUGAGAUUUUUGAAUUUUGGAAACAAAGCCUUUCUGCUUGUGCCUUUAAAAUAAGGUUCUCCGAGGUGUCCAAAUUGGGGAGAAAAACCAGUUAUUUUACCGUGCAAAAAGAGAGAGAGAAGGAAACCUCUCAAAACAGAAUUGGUCAAUCAACAAAGUUGGGACCCCAGGAACUGUGGGCAUCGACUUGAGAUUCUGUUGCAAUCACUUUGUUGGGGAUUUCUAUGAUUUUUUGUGGACAAGUGGCACAGAUUCUUGUGUUUUCAGCUUUGUUGCGAUCAUAUAUGCUUUUUCAGGAAUUUUGCAGUGGAAAAAGUUGCUAUUUAGCUCCAACUGAGAUGAUGACGUGUGAGGAGUCAAAAGAGAAAUCGAAAGAGAUGGAAAAGUGUUUGGAUCCUCAACUAUGGCAUGCUUGUGCGGGAGGGAUGGUGCAAAUGCCAACGGUGAACGCUAAGGUCUUCUACUUCCCCCAGGGCCACGCUGAACAUGCAUGUGGACCCGUGGACUUCAGGGCUUACCCCAAAAUUCGACCUUUCAUUCAAUGCAGAGUAGCAGCUAUCAAAUACAUGGCUGAUCCUGAAACAGACGAGGUGUAUGCUAAACUUAGGCUUGUUCCUCUGAACAAUAAUGAUGCUGCUGAUUUUGAGGAUGAUGGUGUUGGAGGCAUCAAUGGGUGUGAAACAAAGGACAAACCCGCUUCCUUUGCAAAAACCUUGACGCAAUCUGAUGCCAACAAUGGUGGUGGCUUUUCUGUUCCUAGAUUUUGUGCAGAGACAAUUUUUCCUCGCUUAGACUAUAUAGCGGAUCCUCCUGUUCAAAACAUCCUUGCCAGAGACGUUCAUGGCGAAACAUGGAAAUUCAGGCACAUUUAUAGGGGCACGCCACGGCGGCAUCUGUUGACAACUGGUUGGAGUACUUUUGUCAACAACAAGAAGCUUGUUGCAGGGGAUUCAAUUGUGUUUUUAAGAGCAGAAAAUGGGGAUCUACGUGUUGGAAUUCGGCGGGCUAAAAGGGGAAACUAUGGUGGACCUGAGGGUUCAUCAGGGUGGAAUCCAGGAGGUGGAAUUCGCCCUGUACCUUAUGGUGUAUUUUCGGCCUUUUUGAGAGAGGAUGAUAACCAGCUCCUUGGAAAUGGUAAUGGCAAUGGAUUGAGCUCAAAUGCAAGCUUGAUGGGUAGAGGGAAAGUAAGGGCCGAAGCUGUUAUUGAAGCUGCAACACUUGCCACCAAUGAGCAACCCUUUGAGGUUGUUUACUACCCUCGGGCAAGUACUCCUGAGUUUUGUGUUAAGGCCUCGUUGGUUAGAGCAGCACUGCAGAUUAGGUGGUGUCCUGGAAUGAGGUUCAAGAUGCCCUUUGAAACUGAGGACUCCUCGCGGAUAAGUUGGUUUAUGGGUACCAUAUCUUCUGUUCAGGUUGCCGAUCCUAGAUGGCCUGACUCUCCUUGGAGACUUCUCCAGGUUACAUGGGAUGAACCAGAGUUACUUCAAAAUGUAAAAAGGGUGAACCCUUGGUUGGUUGAAUUGGUAUCAAACAUGCCUACCAUCCAUCUUUCCCCUUUCUCACCACCACGGAAGAAAUUGAGAUUACCUCAAAACCCAUAUUUUCCCUUCGAUGACCAGAUUUCAGUGCCAACAUUUCCCAGCAACCCCUUUGGUUGUCUCCCUGAAACUACUCCUGCUGGCAUGCAGGGAGCCAGGCAUGCUCAUUAUGGUAUAUCCUUAUCGGAUCUGCACUUCAAUAAACUGCACUCAGGUCUAUUACAGAUUGGUUUCCCGGGUUUCCAGCCACUUGAUCACACUGCUACACCAAUGAGGGUCUCCAAUAACCCAGCAUUGCAAAAGCCCAACACAACUGAAAACAUCUCUUGCCUACUAUCCAUGUCAAGUUCUCCUGAGUCUUCGAAAAAACUGAAUGAUGUUAAGGCUCCCCAGCUUGUGCUUUUUGGCCAAACAAUUCUCACCAAGCAGCAGAUGUCUAUGAACACCUCUGCUGAUGCAGUAACCCCAGUUCUUAAUGGUAAUACUUCAUCUGACGGAAAUGCUGAUAAAAUGACUAUUUUUUCGGAUGGUUCAGGUUCUGCUCUUCAUCAACAAGGCCUACUAGAACGCUCUUCUUGUGAGAGGUUCCAUAAUUAUAAGGAUGCUAGUUUGGAGACAGGUCAAUGUAAAGUUUUUAUGGAAUCAGAAGAUGUAGGUCGGACACUAGACCUCUCAUUGCUUGGGUCUUACAAUGAACUGUACAGAAAACUUGCAGACAUGUUUUGCAUAAAAAAACCGGAGGUGCUAAGUCAUGUGCUUUACAGUGAUAUGAAUGGGGCAGUCAAACACAUUGGAGAUGAACCAUUCAGGGACUUCACCAAAACUGCCAAGAGGUUGAACAUUCUAAUGGAUUCCAACGGAGACAAUAGAAGAGUGUAGAGGAAAAAAUAAACCAUUAUUUCAAUUGUACAGCUGGUUGAUCAAUUCCUCUAUUACCAUUCUGACCCUUUACCCUUCCUGAAGCAAUGGAAGGUGACAGUCUGAUCUAAUUUUUGAAUAUUAAACUCUCCGCAUUAAUGUUUCUCUUGGAUCUCGAAGGAGAUAUUUGGAUUCGAGUUUUUCUUGUAUUGAGUUAGCUCAUGCUUUUCCUUCCCUUUUUGGAUUAUAGGUUUACUUGGGGUUUUUUUUUUUAUAAUUUUGUUGAAAAAAAGAGAGGUAGGAGCA